Ciona intestinalis (vase tunicate) is the source of this 516-nucleotide messenger RNA. RefSeq lists its product as uncharacterized. The record is from RefSeq and is a predicted model, not a curated record. NCBI's taxonomy places the organism in Eukaryota, Metazoa, Chordata, Ascidiacea, Phlebobranchia, Cionidae.
AUGGACAAGCGGAUUCUCUUCGUAUCAUUGUGCGCAUGCGCAGUAGCCUCUGGACUGUACAUUCAAGACCCCGAACCCAAUGUUGAUUGUCAAUUAUCUGAAUGGGGGGAAUACGGGCCGUGCACGAAUGUUGGUGGGUCACAACGACCUGUCUUAAUUCGUAUAAGACGCCGAGAGAUUCUGGUUCGUCCCUCGGGAAAUGGCAACGACUGUACUCCGCGGGAGGAAGUGUCAGGUUGUGGGGCCGACCCUACUACUGCUGAGCCACAAACUGGAUACCCAAACAAUCUCCCAACAUCGGUUCCACCUAAGAAGAAAAAGAAGUGUAGAAAGGGAAAGAAGGGACGUAAAGGAAAAAAAGGUCCCCGAAGAUCAAGCGGGAAGUCCGGAUGCUCCGACUCCGAUAAUGACGAUGAUGAUAAGAAGAGAAGAAGACAAAAUAAGAGGAAAGGAAAGAAACAAGGAUCCGGAUCUGGAAGUGAUAGUGAUGGUUAUUCUGGGAACCAAUCAGAUUAA